AGUGGAGUUGAGUUGGGGGGGGGGGGAACCGGGGACGGGGCUAGGGUUGGGGAAGCGGUAUCGGGCCGAAACCGGAACCGAGCGGGCUGCUGUGACUCUGGAAACAUUUAAAGCAAUAACCGUGUUAGUGACUUUGCCGCGGUUCAACUUUCGACGUGAUGUCCACUCCGGCGAGGCGGCGGCUGAUGAGGGACUUUAAAAGGCUGCAAGAGGAUCCUCCGGCUGGUGUUAGUGGUGCACCUUCUGACAAUAAUAUAAUGUCCUGGAAUGCAGUUAUAUUUGGACCAGAAGGAACACCUUUUGAAGAUGGUACUUUCAAACUGGUUAUAGAAUUUACAGAAGAAUAUCCUAAUAAACCUCCAACUGUUCGAUUUGUGUCAAAAAUGUUCCAUCCAAAUGUUUAUGCAGAUGGCAGCAUAUGUUUAGACAUUUUGCAGAAUCGCUGGAGCCCAACCUAUGAUGUUUCAUCAAUUUUAACGUCUAUUCAGUCCCUACUUGAUGAACCAAACCCAAAUAGUCCAGCAAAUAGCCAGGCUGCACAGCUUUACCAAGAAAACAAACGGGAAUAUGAGAAGAGGGUAUCAGCUAUUGUAGAGCAGAGCUGGAGUGACUGCUAACCUACAGCAACAACAAUCCUCUGUCAACUGCCCAAUGCAUUAUUUUACCUGAGUAAAUGCAAACAAAGUGUCAUAAGACUGGCAGAAGAGUCUGCAUACGUUCUUUGCCGACAUUCUUAAAGAAUUUUAACCCUUUAUCAUUUGUGCUGUUAAAGGGUUCUUUUGUGUUGCAUGAUGUGAAUUUGUAAGCAGUAUUUGAUAAACUCGUACACUAUGGUCUCUCUCCUUGUUUCGGCUUCAUCACUGACCCAUCUUGACAUUAACCAGUGUAUUAGCACCUUGCUGAUGUGAGUGAGAGUGAAGUGUUGAAUUGCUAACAGCAAAAUCUGAUUGGAAUUGAGGCAAAUCUUGGUUUUGAGAUCCAUUAAAUUUCUAGUUCAAUGAUAUAUACUGGUGUCCUGAUCACCAGUUGUAAUACCUGAAGUACAUUUGAAGAGGAGGGCAAUUACAAUGUAAUUUGCUUAGCAACAGCGACCAACCUUUUUGUGACGUUGGUUUAAUGGAGAGUUGCUUUUUACAGCAUGUCUCACUCUAGAUUGGUAGUAAGCUGGCUUUUUCUUUUCAUACACUUUUGCAAUACAACUGUGCUGAACUAGAUCUCAAUGGGAGGAUACUUUUCCACAUUAUCUUGCAUUUUAUUUUGAGGGUGGUCGGAGGGGAUGCCUUUAUUUUAUCACAUGGGACAACUGUACCAUCUGUCAAAUUUGAUUGGCACUAUGUGACUGGAAGCAGCUGUGUUUACAGCCAGCACUUUGUCAUGUAGAUAAAUAAGAGAAAGCUUGAAUGUAUAAACCAGGCAAAGGGCAGGUGCUUCUAUCAUAUGGGUGCGCACACAACUGUAAUAAUUUGUCGCUUUGUGCCUGCUGUGGAUGACUAAUGCCUACCUGCACUUUGAUAUAUCUCUCAUUUGUAAAGGCUCUGCACAGCUAAAUUCAUGAAUGCACCAAGGAAAAUUGGAAGACUGCAUAUAUUUGAUAUGCAUGUCAGCUUCCAAGCAUCAAUUACUUCAUUUGGGGAAGAUUUUCAAAUCGUUUAUCACACCAGACAAUCUGUUCCAGCCAAAAAAAUUCUCUCCCUUUCAAAUUAUUCACUUUUUCCAUCGAGAGAUUCAUUUCUGGAAGAUCCCACAGGUACUGUCAAAGCAAGUAAGUGUCCAUUUUUUCAUGUAAGUUGGGAUGAGCAGUGAGUAUAAAAGCUUCACAGCCAAAUCUGAUCUCAUCCGAUGCCCAUUUAAGUGAGGUUUUUAAUUUAAAUACCUUAUUUUUUAAAUCAAUUGGUAACGGGCAUCCUAUACUCCAGAGAGCAAAAAUCAAAUCUUUUUGAAAGGAACAAUAAUCCUUAUUUUCUGUAAUGUUGUAAAUGUUCAGUAUCCUCUUGAAAUCUUCAUUUUCUGAUUUGCUACUGUAAAUGGGGGACAACUUUGGUGCUCUUACCUGUGCUAAACAAAAGAUUAUGCUUUGUGCUUGGGGAUAUUCUGUAUAAAGCUAAGAGUUUCAUUUGAAGAUGCUACCUUCUUUCAGAUCUGCAAAACUAUUUAGACCAAAAAGAAACUCUCAAAUAUUUCUAAAUUUGAAUGGAAAAUUUCUUGUAUAGAGUAUAUACAGCUUCCCCCACCCCACCCCCCAUAUUGGGAUAGUGCAACCAAUUAGCUUGUAACCAUCUUCAUGAAUGCCUGUUGUGCCAUGUUAGUACAGAAUUUUUCCCUGCAAUAAUGGUGGGUGGUUUUCCUGAUAGGCAGCCAAACUUCAAGGAAAGUCAGCUACACUUUCUCACCCAGGAGAUUAAGAGCAUCUAUUCUUUAUUGGUAAAUGCUUGGCAGGAAGCACCCACAAUUUUGUUUAUUUUCCAGGAGGGAACAGUUUCAGGCCUUACCACGACUAAGGGUCACCAUGGUGAGGUUGGUAGUUCAGGUGAGGAUCAAUCCCUUUGAGGAGCUUUGGUUUAGUGAUGCAUGUGUGUGAAAAUAAUUUAAUUUCUUUCUUUUGCUGUAAUUAACUUUACUGUAAUUGCCCAUUGUGUUUCUAUUGGAAUGUUGUAAUGUUUUACAAAUGGUUAGAUUUUCUGCUGUGGUUUGUGAAAAUUAAUUAUCUGUUAAUGCUGUACAAAGGAUUUCUUUUAUUCCUUGUUUUGUAAAGAUGUAUUUUUUUUUCUUUUAAAACUUAGCUCCCUUUAAGGUGCAUCAACCAUUUUUGUAUCCUAUUCUACAGUGCUUUUUAUAAGGAAGUCAGUGACGGAAAUGUAUUUAUGAUUCUGUUCAAGUAAUUCAAAAGUAGUAACUGGUUGCCAUCUAUUUUGCUGAAGAAAAAUAUAUGAUUAAUUCACUUAAUGUAACAGUGUUUUAUACAAAAAGUGAUUAAUGAUAUCAACUAUGUGAUGUUUGCCAAGGUAGUGUUUUUUUUUUGGCCUUGUUUUUACUCUUAUCUCCCUCUUUGGGACUUGGAAAACAAUUGAGCAUUUGAUGGGCUUGUGUUCCAUUUUUGUAAGGUAACACAGACGAGAACGUUUGUAGCCCUCUGGGCUCUGCAGUUUCAUGAUGCUUGUAUGUUGUACAAUAUGUAUUGAUGCAAACACUUUUUUUUUCAGAUUUUUUUAAAUAAAAGCUUUACUUUGAGAAUA
Messenger RNA from Carcharodon carcharias (great white shark), 3233 nucleotides. RefSeq names its product ubiquitin-conjugating enzyme E2 A-like. The record is from RefSeq and is a predicted model, not a curated record. The transcript has 6 exons. The coding region runs from base 159 to 617 and encodes 152 amino acids. Gene Ontology annotation, cellular component: HULC complex. Lineage: Eukaryota; Metazoa; Chordata; Chondrichthyes; Lamniformes; Lamnidae. Gene Ontology annotation, molecular function: ubiquitin conjugating enzyme activity. Gene Ontology annotation, biological process: proteasome-mediated ubiquitin-dependent protein catabolic process; DNA repair; protein polyubiquitination.